CGUGGUUGGGCUAUGGAGUAUUGUGGUUUGUUUCUUUAGGCUGAUUGGUCAGGUUGUCGAGCCGUUGCGGUUGCGUUUAGUUCACUGCGCACCCUCAAACCGUGUAGACUGUGCACCAAACUUGUACCUUAACCCGGUGCGCGAUGUAUGGGAAAUUGUCGGAGAAAUAUGCGAAAUUCAAGCGAUACGUAAAAUGGCUUUAUGUUCUCUAUGAACUCAACACACAGAUUGCCAUUUGCGAGCCAUGGGAGAAGGUGUUUUGCCACGUACUUCUCAGUAGUUGCAUAUCCCUGAUACUGUAUGCCACCUACGCCUAUGUGCCCAGCUAUUGUCUGCUGCUGGUCAGUUACUUGAUGCCCAUUUCGAUCAAUACGAAUCGGACUAGUCACUAUGUGUGUCCGCAAUCAGAAGCCGGAAUAUGCAGUAGCAGUCAAUCUUAUCUUACGUAACAUUAGAAGCUAGUCGUAAAUAUUAAUAAAGAAUCAUUAUAAAUAACAUAAACCG
Molecule: messenger RNA, 504 nt
Organism: Drosophila albomicans
Lineage: Eukaryota; Metazoa; Arthropoda; Insecta; Diptera; Drosophilidae
Product: serine palmitoyltransferase small subunit B
Exons: 2
Coding region: 144-449 (101 amino acids)
Source: RefSeq, a predicted model, not a curated record